This is a messenger RNA of Sitophilus oryzae (rice weevil), 937 nucleotides long. RefSeq lists its product as uncharacterized. The transcript is spliced from 5 exons. The record is from RefSeq and is a predicted model, not a curated record. The coding region runs from base 113 to 850 and encodes 245 amino acids. Lineage: Eukaryota; Metazoa; Arthropoda; Insecta; Coleoptera; Curculionidae.
CUCUACUCUAGUAGAAAAAAUCGCGCCGAAAUUUCAAGCUAUAAAAGCAUUUCUUUUGCACAAUUAAAGUUCAGUGUUACGACAAACGGCGUUCAAUUAAAAUAGUACAAAAAUGUGUGUGAAGUUGGCAUUAUUAGCCAUCCUUUGUUUUGGCGGUCUGGUGGCGCACAGUAUUCCCUUGACGAGGUUCAAGCGUGCAAUAGAAGAAGCAGGAAAUAGCAAGUCUUCGCCUGACCCAAUUUCAGAAAGAUCUGGAUUGGUGGACUAUGAGCUACCCACUGAAACCAAGACCGUUCCUACUGCGAAAUACUUCCAGGACAUGUACGUAGCGCAGAACAACCCUAAAGAACUCGAAUUUGGUCACGUGGCAGAAAACCUAAAUGAGUGGGAGCAGCGAUUCGAAAAAAUUAACUUGGAUAAUCUAAAUCGUCAAGGAAAGGAACAAUGUAAAUAUGUAAGAUGGGGAGACAAAAAUGGAGGAUAUGGUGAACAUUACUGGGACUUCAACCACGCUGGACAAGGUGACGAUGAAGAAGGCAAGGAAAGUCAGCAGAAUGAAGAAUCCUCUGAAGGUGGAGAAACUCAAGAAACGCUUAACUCAUACCAAGUUCUACCCAGAGAAAAGAGAAAUCCAGAUGAUGAUGUUGAAUUCAUCAGCGAUCAGGCCAAAUCAUCAAUUCUAAAUGACAGAACACCCAAACAUGGCGGAAAUUACCGAAAAGCAAAAGAAAUUAGAAUUAAGCGACAGCCGCAGCCUAUAAAUCCCGCUUAUUUAGUUUUUGAUGUUGCUACUGGAAAAAUCACAGACCAAAAUACAGGAACCCAAUAUCAGUUAAAAGAAGUGCAAUGAUAGUGUUAGUAUCAAAGACUUACUAACUACUAUUUCUGAGAAAUUCAAAGCCAUGAUAGACAAAAAAUGUAGUUUCAAUUUUGCAAC